This is a messenger RNA of Dendrobium catenatum, 646 nucleotides long. RefSeq names its product mediator of RNA polymerase II transcription subunit 11. The coding region runs from base 287 to 637 and encodes 116 amino acids. The record is from RefSeq and is a predicted model, not a curated record. Gene Ontology annotation, biological process: regulation of transcription by RNA polymerase II. Gene Ontology annotation, molecular function: transcription coregulator activity. The transcript has 3 exons. Lineage: Eukaryota; Viridiplantae; Streptophyta; Magnoliopsida; Asparagales; Orchidaceae. Gene Ontology annotation, cellular component: mediator complex.
CAAAUUCAAUCGUGCUAGAAUGGAAAUUUAUUUCGAAUUUGGUAACUCGAUGGAGCAGACUCGGCACCGGUUGGCUCGUCUUCCUCCUGGCCGUUCUCUUCUCCAAAACCUCCAUCCUCCCACCCCGCCGAUUUCCUGAACUCGGAUUUAUAUCCCGCCCCCUCGCGCUCGUCAAGCUGACAGGUGAUUCAUCGAUCCCUGGUCGAGGCUGCGCGGCUCCUUGGCAUAUCUUCUAGGGUUUAUACGUGCUACACAAAAUUUGCUAAGGCUUUUUAUCGACAUAGAAAUGAUGGGCCCUCAGAACCAGUCUACGUCAUUGCAACGCCUUAAUCAUGCCGAGAAGAGGAUUGUUCGUGUGCUUGAGCUCGCUGGAUUGGUGAUGGAUGAGCUUGCUAAUUCGACCGGCCCCAGGACUGAAGUGCUCGCUGGUCAUUGCCGAGAGUUCAUGAAAUCCAUUAAGGAGAUCCAAACGACAUUAAGAGAAGAAAUUAAGAGUGCCUGUGAGUAUCGUCCGUUUGAGAAUUGCGAUUAUGGUGCAAGAAUUUCCAACGAAAUUUGCUGCCAAAAACUGGAAUACAUUGUUGAGCAGUUGGAUGGCAUGAACAGAACUAUUAAUCAUUGCAAAGAUGGAACUUGAUAAGGUAAA